Molecule: messenger RNA, 4360 nt
Organism: Opisthorchis viverrini
Lineage: Eukaryota; Metazoa; Platyhelminthes; Trematoda; Opisthorchiida; Opisthorchiidae
Exons: 22
Coding region: 1-4002 (1333 amino acids)
Biological process (GO): glycogen metabolic process
Cellular component (GO): phosphorylase kinase complex
Molecular function (GO): calmodulin binding
Source: RefSeq, a predicted model, not a curated record
AUGGAUAAAAAGAAACUGGACUACUUCUACGACCUCCUAAAUUCUACCAUCUUAUGUCACCAGAAUACAAUCACUGGAUUGAUUCCUUCCUGUCCAAGUAGUUCUCAUGCGUGGGUGCGUGACAACACCUAUGCAUCAUUAUCAAUUUGGGGACUUGCACUCGCCUAUCGCAAGCUGCCGGAUGUUGACGAAGACCGGUCACGCAGCUACGAGCUGGAAAAGUGUGUGAUCAAGUUGAUGAGAGGGAUUUUGGUUUGCUACAUGAAGCAAGCAGACAAAGUGGAAACACUCAAGAAGUUUGAAGAUCCCAAGCACUCUCUGCAUGCGAAGUUUGAUGCCAACACAUGCAAAACUGUCGUUGGUGACAAUGAAUGGGGCCAUCUUCAGAUUGAUGCUGUGUCAGUCUAUCUCCUGACACUCGCUCAAAUGACUGCAUCAGGGAUUCGCAUCAUAUGGACUACUGAGGAGGUCGCCUUCAUACAAAACCUGGUGUUUUACAUUGAACAUGCCUAUCGAAUACCGGAUUAUGGUAUUUGGGAGAGAGGCGAUAAAACAAAUCAUGGUUUGCCAGAAUUGAAUACUACAUCCGUUGGAAUGGCCAAGGCUGCAUUGGAGGCUAUGACCGAUCUUGAUUUGUUUGGUGCUGAUGGUAGUCCUCUAUCCACAAUUCAUGUUUUCCCCGACGAGACGCAACAAUGCAACACGGUUCUGGAAAGUGUUCUACCUCGCGAAUCCAACUCAAAAGAGACGGAUGCCGGUCUGCUCUGUAUCAUAACCUACCCUGGCUUCGCCAUCACGGAUGAACAGCUGAGUAAGCAGACGCGUGACACGAUAGUUCAGAAGCUUCUUGGCAGAUAUGGCUGUCGUCGGUUUAUUCGUGAUGGAUUCCGCACUGCCCGUGAAGAUCCAAAUCGCCAGUACUACGAACCUUGGGAACUACGUAUGUUUGAGGGCAUCGAAUGUGAGUGGCCAAUGUUCCUUGCCUGGCUGUUGCUUGACGCUGCUUUUCGCGAAGAUUACGACGAUGGUGAUCGGUAUCUCCAAAUGCUCCAGGACGUGGUGGUGCGAGAGUCUUCUGUCGCUUGUGAGGGUUUCAACGCAUGGGAGAAACCAAUGUGUCGUCGGACCAGUGAGGCAACCUCCUUGAGCAACACCAUGACUAAUGUGCUGAUGCCAGAGACGUAUGCCGUCCCAGUCGAUCGGAUCGACGCUGAAUUGGCCAAUCCACACUCACAGGACCGAGACGUCAAAGGAGCACUACCACAUAUAUGGGGACAGUCGUUGUAUAUCCUGGCACAUAUUAUUUACGAAGGCCUCCUGUUACCCGGUGAGAUUGAUCCGCUGGGCCGACGUUUGUUAACGCAGCCCAAACCGGAUCUAUCGGUUCAAGUGGUUCUGGUUGCUGAAGAUGACUCCAUGAAAUGCACCUUGCUUGACCAUCUAAUCGAUGCGCAAACGUUUGCGGAAAUUUACAAUGAGGCGGGAAUUCAUAUUUACCCGGCCAAGGUGCUCAGUCAACUGUACAAGCAGUUGGGUGUUUGCGAUAAACUCGUUCUUGGUGGGCGGUCUAACAAAGAAGUUGGAACCUUGUCAACAAGCCAGUUUUACCGAUUAACCGACCAAACUGUGGCUUUCAUACCCCAGAUUUUUGAUCACCAUGCCUUCUACCUGAAUCUGGACAUCAACUUCAUUUUGGAUUGUUUCCGCACUUGCGUUGCCUUCCUGAAACGGGCAUGGACAAGUCCGGGUCGACCGCUUCUCAUUUUCCCCAUCUAUCACCGAUUCUUCCGCUCGACUCACUCCAAACAGAUGCCUCCGACACUUCUUGCCACCAUCAAGAAAAUGGCCACUGGUUACCUUAAUGGUACAAAAGUCAUCCUUGGUUCGCUCAAAACCUUUGAAGAAACGUCAAGUUUGAAGCAGUUGAAUUUCUUAGGCUCAACAGACUCGAUAUUUCAGCCGAGUGAUCUGAGCUCAUCUUCGCCCCAACGGCGCCGGUUAACAGCGACCAGUCGACUGGAGGGAUUCGACCGCGCCCUUUUGGAAGAAGGGACGGGAAAUCUGAGCCCAACUUCUGGCUCAUCUGCUGGUAUGAACUAUGACCAGGACAGCUUUCAGCGGUUUAGCAUGCGGCGAAAGUCAAUGGCUCUGGCACGUGCUGUUAAUUUGGAUCUGAUUAACCGUGAAAGAGACGACUUUAUUCCCGACGACGUCACCCAGGAUCUCAGUUGGGCCGACACUGAGGUGGAAUCUUUAAUCGAAAGUGGAGGGUCUCACUUCCUCCGACAGAAGACAGAGACCGAAGAUUUAACAUGUAGUGCAUCCAGACUAGCCUUAAAACGGAUGCUCAACCCAGAACCCAAUACCCGGGAACAGCAAUCCGUGCAACAGUCUUCCCAAACUUCCGCCCACUUAUCGCCCACCCAUGCGUCAUCACGCUCUCUCUCGAUUAACUCACCUGGUGAAAUCGUUACUCCACGUACCCUAUCCGCUGAACACAGUCGUCGUACUUCGGAGGUUAGUGGCUCCUCGCCAGAUUGGCUGGUUUCUCUCACACCCGAACAGCUUGCCGAACGCCUGACGCAUACGUACAACUUGGCUGAGCAAGUAGAAAUCCUAGGGCGCUUGCGACAACUGCGUGGUUUGGACUGGGACACUGGAAUCGAUCCGACUCAGGCGGCCACCGUGAGAAUGCUACUCAAAGAGGCUUAUGAACGCGCGAGUCAGUUGACCUCUUGGUUUUUGCUUCGCUACACUGCUGGCCUACUGGGCAAACGAGCCAGCACCUUAGCAAAAUCGUUGACAGAUAUUUUAGUGCGCCAAAAGCAAGUCACCAUCGGCCUACCACCUGAGCCCAGAGAAAUCAUUAUCGACGCACCCCUACCACCAGAUCAACUCGCCGAAUUGAUUCAAAAAGCGUGUGGUGAAGACGCAUUGAUGAAUGUGCUUACCCAGGAGCUGCUUACCUACUUAUCCAUGGUAGCUCGAACGAAACCGCAACUUCUGAAUAACAUUUCGCGUCUAAGAAUAGGUUUAAUCAUUCAAAUGAUGGCUGCGGAACUCGCUCGAACCAUGUGCGUUAGUGCAGAGGAUUCGCUGUAUGGGCUUUUCUGCAUGAGCCCGUUCGACACCAAGCGUUUGUUACUCAAUUUGCUCAGUGGAGAGGAAAUUCGCAUGGUAAAAACUGUCCGGAAUGUGCGGCGAAAAUCCACCAUGAAGACUUCUGGUAAUGCACCUGUCGAUCAAAUGAAGGCGGCGCAGGCACUAGCUGCCCGUCGAAUGUCCGUCAACCCCCGAACUCUGUUGGCCGCAGUCCCUUCCCUAACGCGAGUCUCAACCAUUGAGGAGACGCGCGAAAUUCGUGGCACUGAAAUGCGGAACCUAUGGAGUCGAAGGAGGAAGAUUGAUGGGGCUUUAAAUCGUGUUCCACCUGGCUUCUACGAACGUGUUUACGUCGUUCUGAGUCGCGUGGAAAGUUUGAUAAUAGGUGGUCAUGUGCUCUGCAACAGCCUCACGCGUGAAAUGACUAUGGGAGAACACAAGUUCGCUCUGGCUGUUGAACGAGUCAGUACCAUGGUAUCGACUCCGGAAUUCCGCCAGCUAUUGAUCGAAGCUACACAUGUGCUUGGCACUUUAAUGAUGCAUGACAUAAAGAAACGAGUGCAACUAGACUGUGCCAUCAAAAUAGACGAGAUCGUCGACGUUGCCAAUGCCCUGUUUCUACUCGACCAGGUCAAGUAUGACGCAAAUGCGACAUUAUGUUGUGCCAAAGUAUUGAAAGAACAAAAUAUCACAGAGGUCAGCAAAGCUCUUGCCGCUCGCCAACCUGGCCCAUUGGCUUGCCACGGACUACACAACGUAUGUCAACACUUUUAUAACACACCUCCAGCUGGUCGCUUCGGAACCAUGUCCUACAUGGUAAGGGCGGUGGCAUAUCUUUUGCAGUCAGUAGGGCCUCUUCGGGAGGACGGGUUGCUAUCUGUCGACUGCAGUGUCCAAUGAUCAUUACCUAAUGCCCCACCAUAACCCCAUAACUUUCGUAAUCCUUUCUAAUUUUAAGUUUGCCUUUGCUUCUGAUCAUCGAUUUCCGCCCCCAUUCCUCCAUUCUCUUCGAAUUUCCUGUCCAGGUAUCUAGUAACCUGUAGACCCACCGUCAACUAUCUAUUCGGCCCUUUUUAUAACCAGUAUUUUACCCGUCAAAUGUCUCCCGCUCAGUCCUCGCUUGUCUAGUCCAAACCUGUUAAACCGCUCAGUUCAGUCCCGAUGGUGCACCCCUUUAUAUGGAACUCAAACAGAAACUGAUUUUCCUGUUGCACUGUUCAUUUUGAUUCCCGGCGGGUUUAAGAUACCAACAGUCUGG